UCCACCUCCUCCGUGUUCUUGGUGAGAAGGAGCUAAGCCCCAGGGAGAUGUUGGAGCCUGAGGAGUACAGAAGGAGAGAGGGAAAGAGAUGGUGGAUUACAUCUGCCAGUACCUGAGCAGCGUGCAGGAGCGGCGGGUGACUCCGGAUGUGAGGCCUGGCUACCUGCGGGCCCAGCUGCCCGAGAGUGCGCCUGAGGAGCCCGACAGCUGGGACAGCAUCUUUGGGGACAUUGAGCGAAUCAUCAUGCCCGGGGUGGUACACUGGCAAAGCCCCCACAUGCACGCCUACUACCCAGCUCUCACCUCUUGGCCAUCACUGCUGGGAGACAUGCUGGCUGAUGCCAUCAACUGCUUGGGAUUUACCUGGGCUUCCAGCCCUGUGUGCACAGAACUGGAGAUGAAUGUCAUGGACUGGCUGGCAAAAAUGCUGGGACUUCCAGAGCACUUCCUGCACCACCACCCUGGCAGCCAGGGGGGAGGCGUCUUGCAGAGCACAGUCAGUGAGUCCACCUUGAUCGCCUUGCUGGCAGCAAGGAAGAACAAAAUCCUAGAAAUAAAAGCGUCUGAGCCUGGGGCGGAUGAGUCUUCCCUGAACGCCCGGCUUGUUGCCUAUGCCUCCGACCAGGCCCACUCCUCGGUGGAAAAGGCUGGUUUGAUUUCUCUGGUCAAGAUGAAAUUUCUGCCUGUGGAUGACAACUUCUCACUCCGAGGGGAAGUUCUUCAGAAAGCCAUCGAGGAAGACAGAGCGCAGGGCUUGGUGCCUGUCUUUGUCUGUGCCACACUGGGGACCACUGGGGUCUGUGCAUUUGACCGCCUGUCAGAGCUGGGCCCCAUCUGUGCCAACGAGGGGCUGUGGCUCCACAUCGAUGCUGCCUACGCAGGCACUGCCUUCCUGUGCCCUGAGUUCCGGGGGUUUCUGAAGGGCAUCGAGUACGCCGAUUCCUUCACCUUUAAUCCUUCCAAGUGGAUGAUGGUGCACUUUGACUGUACUGGGUUCUGGGUCAAGGACAAGUACAAGCUGCAGCAGACCUUCAGCGUGAACCCCGUCUACCUCAGGCAUGCCGACUCGGGUGCGGCCACCGACUUCAUGCACUGGCAGAUCCCCCUGAGCAGGCGGUUUCGCUCUAUUAAACUCUGGUUUGUGAUCCGGUCCUUCGGGGUGAAGAAUCUUCAAGCGCACAUCAGACAUGGUACUGAAAUGGCUAAGUAUUUUGAAUCUCUGGUCAGAAACGAACCUUUCUUUGAAAUUCCUGCCAAGAGGCACCUUGGCCUGGUGGUUUUUCGUCUAAAGGGUCCUAAUUGCCUCACAGAAAGUGUGUUAAAGGAAAUAGCUAAAGCUGGCCGUCUCUUUCUCAUCCCAGCCACUAUCCAGGACAAGUUGAUUAUCCGUUUCACUGUGACAUCCCAGUUCACCACCAGGGAUGACAUCCUGAGAGACUGGAAUCUCAUUCAUGAUGCUGCCACUCUCAUCCUGAGUCAGCAUUGUACUUCCCAGCCUAGCCCUCAGGGGGGGAACCUCAUCCCCCAAACCAGGGGCCCCAGAGCCUUGGCCAAGGAACCGUCCUUUCCAUCUGUCAGCAGGGCAGGAGAUGACCCAGACCAGGCCAGGAAGAUCAUCAAGCAGCCUCCACAUGUGGGAGCCAGUCCCGUGAGCAGGGAAGGCAGCCGCCACCUUGAAACCCUGCUGGACCCACUUGAUGACUGCUUUUCAGAAGAGGCCCCAGACCUCACCAAGCACAAGCUGUCCUCCUUCCUGUUCAAUUAUUUGUCUGUGCAGAAUAAGAAGGCAGUGCGUUCCCUCAGUUGCAACAGCGUGCCUGUAGGCGAUCAGAAGCCACUGCCCACAGAUGGCUCUGUGAAGAAUGGCGGCUCCUGCCGGGUCAGAAUCUUUUCUAGGUUUCCAGAAGAGAUGAUGAUGCUAAAGAAAAGUGCCUUCAGAAAACUAAUCAAGUUCUACAGUGUCCCCAACUUUCCUGAAUGCAGUUCUCAAUGUGGGCUCCAGCUGCCCUGCUGCCCUCUGCAGGCAACAGUUUAGACCAGGGGGUUCAGCCAGGGUCCAUGAAUGUGUUUCAGGGAGUCUCUGAAGCCCUCAAAAUUGUAUGCUGAAUUUAUGUGCUUAUGUUUAUGUGCAUUUUUCUUGGGAGAAAGCCAAUGAUUUCUUAUCAGAUUCUCAUAGAAGUUCAUGACCUAUGAUAGGAUACAAAUAGAGAGUUUAAGCCAGCAUGAUCCAGAAGAUUCCAGCACGCUGGUUAGAGAGAAAGGGUCUAGGGUGGUGUAUUGACAGGCAGCUUCUGUGGUUUAGCUUGUGACACUGAAACUUUCAAGUUUCAUGAAAUAUAAUGUGGAAAUAAAUUGUGCUUGUCCCUGAAA
Messenger RNA from Aethalodelphis obliquidens (Pacific white-sided dolphin), 2370 nucleotides. It is a transcript of the gene HDC, whose product is annotated as histidine decarboxylase. NCBI's taxonomy places the organism in Eukaryota, Metazoa, Chordata, Mammalia, Artiodactyla, Delphinidae. Gene Ontology annotation, molecular function: histidine decarboxylase activity; pyridoxal phosphate binding. Gene Ontology annotation, cellular component: cytoplasm. The transcript has 13 exons. The coding region runs from base 89 to 2035 and encodes 648 amino acids. The record is from RefSeq and is a predicted model, not a curated record. Gene Ontology annotation, biological process: histamine biosynthetic process; L-histidine catabolic process.